UGUGCCAAAAGUUGUUGCACCAGUCUUGGUCGAAUGAGGUUUUAAGAGUUUGUCAGUACUGAUUACUGUUUAGUUUCAAUUAAACUUCAGACGACGAAUACAGCUCAAGUUAAACCGAUGUUAAAAAGUCAAGCAGUUUAAAUUAAUUCGGCAUUUAAAAAUAAUAUUGUGAAUAGUAAAUAAUAUAAAACUGUACGGCGGCGGCGUAUUUAUAAAUACCUAUAACAAUUAAUUGUUGUCAAAAUGCAACCAAUCAAGUUUUAUUUCGACGUUUUGUCUCAGCCAUGUCGGGCUUUGUAUGUUCUUCUGGAAGCAGCAAAAAUUCCAUAUGAAGCUAUUCCGGUGAAUUUACUUAAAGGAGAACACAUGACUAAAGAAUUCAAAGAAAAAGCCAACCGUUUCAAAAAAGUUCCAGCUAUCAACGAUCAUGGAUUUCAAUUAACCGAAAGCGUUGCAAUAUUUCGUCAUCUUAAUCGAGAGAAAAUAGUACCAGAGCAUUGGUAUCCUCGCCGAAAUUUGGCCCGCAGCCGUAUUGAUGAAUACAUGGAAUGGCAACAGAGCAAUAUGCGUCCCGCUUGUAGUCAUUAUUUUCAAGCAAAAUGGUUAUUGCCAACUUUAAAUAAAACCCGUCCUAAAGAAGAAGAUAUUAAAAUGGCAGAAAAACGACUUGAUCACACAAUAAACGAAUUCGAAAAUGGUUUCUUACAUUCCCAGAAGUUCAUGGCCGGUAGGAAUAUAUCGUUUGCAGAUCUUCUAGCUAUUUGUGAAAUCGAUCAACCUGUUACUGUUGGAUAUAAUCCAUUUAAAAAUAGAGCGAAAUUUACCCAGUGGUAUGAAGUCGUUCGAGAUGAGUUGGGUCCCAUCUACAAGGAAGUUCAGAACGAAUUCGAGCACAAACUUAAAAAUGCUGAUACCGCUGUUGAUGUAAAAGAUGAAGCUAUUUCAAUUAAGCAAUAAUUUAAAUGUAUAAAUUAUAAGUUUUAAAAUUUAAGUUAUAUAUAGUUUAAAAGUAUGUAAUAUGUAAAGUACUUCUUAUUAUUAUCAUUAUUCUGUGUAUUUCAUGUUGAAGUUGCAGUUAGAUUGUUAUAUUAUGAUUUUGUUUUUAUUAUUUUUUUAUUGAGGUGUAUGUGUUAUAAUUGUAUCUUAAUUACAUAGUGUAAUGACAAUAAGUACACCGCCAGACUAUAAAAGUUAUUGUUUUUAAUCGAUAUUUUA
Molecule: messenger RNA, 1215 nt
Organism: Eupeodes corollae
Lineage: Eukaryota; Metazoa; Arthropoda; Insecta; Diptera; Syrphidae
Gene: GstT4
Product: glutathione S-transferase theta-1
Exons: 4
Coding region: 244-957 (237 amino acids)
Biological process (GO): glutathione metabolic process
Cellular component (GO): cytoplasm
Molecular function (GO): glutathione transferase activity
Source: RefSeq, a predicted model, not a curated record